AUUGGAAGAGAAUAUGCCUUUGGAGUCGAAGAAGAAGAUUCGUGACUCAUCAUAUCUCUCUCUCACUGUCACCUUUCGUCUUCUUCUCCCAGCUUUUUCUCCCUGUUUACAACAACUCUCAUCCCCGUUUCGUUCGUUUCACGAUCGUCAUCAAUCGCAAGCAGCUGAAUCAAUCAGUAGCAACAAGCCAAGGCUUAGACCAGCAAAGUCCUUUUGCUGGCUAAGUUUUAGGUUUUGCGUUUGUGAUCUUGAAAAAAGAAAAAAAAAAGAUUCCACAUGAGCCCUCAAGGUGUAUCCAAGACUAGCAAAGCCCUUGAGGGUAUCCAUGGGGUUCAUGUGGUCUCUCAUUCCCCUUUUGGAUUCGAGAGUAUCAGCCAAGUAUCUAGCUUUGAAUCCUCAGAUGCAGGAACAAAACAGAGUCUAUUCAUUGAACGUGUCUGGCAACAAAGACCACCAUGCCUAAGACCUAUCCAUUGCUGCAUCCACGGUGAUCAGAGUCUCUUAGAAACAGCUGCUAAUGUAAUCACAUCGCUCCCUUUCAUUUUUCUCGGUAUGCAAACCCCAAGGAAAAACCUUAACAUGAAGGUGUAUGCAAACUCCUUGAUUGGAGUUGGAGUCGCUUCGAGUUUAUAUCAUUCUUCGAGAGGGAAGCUGAGGAAGUAUCUAAGAUGGGCUGAUUACACAAUGAUAGCCACAGCGACAGUAUGUCUAUCAAGGGCUCUUAGGGAAGAGAAUCCAAAGUUCUUGAUGGCUGCAUCAGCUUUGGCUCUACCCUUCCAGCCUCUCGUGGUUUCAGCCGUUCACACCGGAAUGAUGGAGGUAGCAUUUGCGAAGAGAGCCUUAAAGGAUCCUGAUUUGAAAACGGCUCAUAACGUACACAAGAUGUCUACGUUGUUGGGCGGAGCUUUGUUCAUAGCUGACGAUCUUUUCCCUGAAACACCAUUCAUUCACGCCGGUUGGCAUCUUGCUGCAGCCAUUGGCGUUGGGACUUGCAAUAAGCUUCUUCAGUAGUUCCACGAUACCAAAUAUAUUUAUCGUGUAGUUGUGGAACUACUGCCAUAUUCUUGGUUCAGAGAAACCACGGUUUCACUGAGCUGAGCUUAUUAAUCAGCCGACAUAACUAGUUUACUUUGUAGUCUUCUUAUCUUCAAUGUAUCAUAUGAUGUAUGGAACCAAAACAAGUCGCUUGUAAUCUUUAGAGAGCCAGUACUUUUGCUUUUCUUUCUCUUUUCUCUAUAUUCUCCUUCUUGGAUUCUUCAAUGUAUGGAACCAAAACAAGUAGCUUACUAGCUUGUAAUCUUUAGAGAACCAGUACUUUUGCGUC
Molecule: messenger RNA, 1324 nt
Organism: Raphanus sativus (radish)
Lineage: Eukaryota; Viridiplantae; Streptophyta; Magnoliopsida; Brassicales; Brassicaceae
Exons: 6
Coding region: 277-1011 (244 amino acids)
Source: RefSeq, a predicted model, not a curated record